AUGCUCGCCCGUGCUACCUUCCGCGCCGCUUCGGCCCCCACCCACGUCGCCCGCCGCGGCUUCCAGUCGACCCGCGCCCAGAUGUCGUCCCCCUACCACUACCCCGAGGGUCCCCGCAGCAACUUGCCUUUCGACCCGCUGAAGAAGGGCUUCGCCUUCAAGUACUGGGGCUUCAUGGCUACCGGCUUCUCCCUGCCCUUCCUCCUGGCUGUCUGGCAGACAAAGAAGAACAAGCCGUAA
This is a messenger RNA of Didymella exigua CBS 183.55, 240 nucleotides long. RefSeq lists its product as uncharacterized. Lineage: Eukaryota; Fungi; Ascomycota; Dothideomycetes; Pleosporales; Didymellaceae. The record is from RefSeq and is a predicted model, not a curated record. Bases 1 to 240 code for a protein of 79 amino acids. Gene Ontology annotation, biological process: mitochondrial electron transport, cytochrome c to oxygen. The transcript has 3 exons.